Molecule: messenger RNA, 1881 nt
Organism: Kuraishia capsulata CBS 1993
Lineage: Eukaryota; Fungi; Ascomycota; Pichiomycetes; Pichiales; Pichiaceae
Exons: 1
Coding region: 1-1881 (626 amino acids)
Biological process (GO): positive regulation of transcription by RNA polymerase II
Cellular component (GO): nucleus
Molecular function (GO): transcription cis-regulatory region binding; DNA-binding transcription factor activity, RNA polymerase II-specific; zinc ion binding
Source: RefSeq, a predicted model, not a curated record
AUGGCCAAAGAAAAGAAUCAAGUACGCAAGCGCGUCCGUACUGGAUGUCUCACAUGCCGCAGGAAGCACAAGAAGUGUGAUGAAAACCGCAACCCCAGGUGUGACUUCUGUACUUUAAAGGGAUUAACGUGCAUCUGGCCUGAGACCGUUAAGAAGAUGGUUCACGUUCGCCAUGCCAGCAAACCGGACCUGUCCAGCUUUGCUCUUCCUGAACUCCAACUUGAUCCUUUUGCUUUUGAUCCAGCUGCCGCAUUCAACGGAAUGGAACCUGUCGAUUCGCGGGUUGGCUCUCUUGACUCGCUUGACCCAUUGGACCCACUGGAUCAUUUACCAGGCAUUGGCAGGGAACUGCAGGUGGAACCUGAACUUGAUUAUGGAUCUUUUUUGAGUAUGCCAGAACAUCGGUAUCCCCUGCCAUCAUUGCGUUCGUUGCUCCAUGAGCCAGUGGCUGAGCCACUAGUCGAUAAAACCACGGAGCUUUUGCUUCUGGGUAACUUUGUCGAUUCUGUUGCCGCUUGGCUUGAUAUGUUUGGUGGAGACACAUUUGCUUCCCAGGUACCUGUUCUUGCUAGAGAGAACAUAGUUCUUUAUAACGCCAUGUUGGCUCUGAGUGCUCGCCACCUCGAGCGCAAGAGACCAAGCGUUUACAACGAUCCAGCUUCGACGGUGGAGCUUUAUCGCUUUGCAGUCCAGUCAUUGGCCAAUUCUGAUAAUACCACCUCUGUUAAGAAGGAGUUUGGCAAUCAUCUUUCGGAACUGGCAAACAGCUUGUCUGGUGCCCACAAUGGUGAGAGCUCGGAAAAUUUAGGUCUUGAUGGACUUGCGACUGGUUUCGCUGAGUACUCAUGCUCGUCGUAUUCUGACUCCACUCGGUCUGAAACCUUUGCUUAUGCUGACCACGCCCAAGAUGAUGCCUCUUUAUGCGCCUGUCUUCUGCUUGUGUGUUUUGAAAUGAUCUCUGUGGAACCCGCGCGUUGGCGCCACCAUCUUUCUGCUUUGGCACCAAUAUUUCGCACACAAAAUGCUGUUGCAACGCCAUUACGCCGUGCAAUAUUCUGGUGCUUUGCUCGCCUAGACGCUGCAAGUGUCGAGGUUGGCGAACAGGCCACACUGGUGGCUCCAGAGGACUAUCCAACUCCGGAAUCAAGCGUCGACGAGAUGCAACAUCUAUCAGCUGUUGUAUUUUGCCUCUUGGGAAACGAAUGCUCUCCCUUCGAGUUUGACGAAAGAUGGGCUGCUGCUUGGACCCAGCUCCAAAAAUGGUUUACCGCGCGCCCCGCAUCAAUGCGUGAGAUUGUAUCACACCGCAGUGAUGACAAUCCGUUCCCACGCACUCUCUUCUCUACUCCAGCUGCUGUUACAGCCAACCAGAUGUGGCACAUGUGCCACAUUCUGAUGGUUCAAAACAAGCCGCGCCGUUUCCGUUUGGAGCCAAAAGAGCGCACCAACACCCGCCAGCGGGAACCUGACUCUGUUUCAAAGCCAUCUUCUGUUUGCUCAGACUCUCUGGCCUCUCCCAGCUCGGUAUUCUCGCUUUUCCAGGAAUCGCCGCCCAGCCCACCAAGCGAUGCCGAUCCUGAUGCUGAUUCUAAUACCCCAGGCUCAUUCGAGAAGCCCACUUCGCACUCUCCUAUCUGGCACGCAAAACAGAUCUGUGGUAUCUCGCUCACAAACGUCUUGGCCCGCCAUCCCGAUCCACACCGCAACGUUGCACAGUUGACGGCCCUUCAGCCACUCUGUAUUGCGGCUAGGUUGGUGAGCUCUCGCCACGAACACAAUGUUCUGUUGCGGUUAUUCAGAGAUAUGGAAGCGUGUCCAGGUUUUGGGGGUUUGUUCUGGAGGGGAAGGGAGUUGUGUGAAUAUUGGCAGAACGAAUGCUGA